UAGUGAGACACAAGUGUUGUGUUAUGAUGCAGGAAUAUGACAUUAUUGUGCUUGGAACUGGACUUAAGGAAUGCGUCCUCUCUGGUUUAAUGUCUCUAAGUGGGAAAAAGGUUCUUCACAUUGACAAAAAUCCCUACUAUGGAGGAGAGAGUGCAUCCAUUUCUCCCCUUGAAGAGCUGUACAAGAAGUUUAAGGUUGCGGGUCCUUGUCAGUCUAUGGGCCUUGGCAAAGAGUGGCACGUUGACCUCGUCCCCAAAUUCUUUCUUGCUAAUGGUCAGCUGGUGAAAAUCUUGAUGCACACUGAGGUUACUUGCUAUUUGGACUUCAAAGUCAUUGAAGGCAGCUAUGUAUACAAAGCAGGGAAAGUGCACAAAGUCCCUGCCACUGAGGAAGACACCAAUACUUCAGACCUGAUGGGCAUGUUUGACAAGAGACGGUUCAGGAAGCUGAUGCUCUUCUCCCACAACUUUGAUGAGAGGCACCCUCGGACCUACCACGACGUGGAACCGACCAAAACCACCACGCGGGACCUGUUCUGCCGCUUUGACCUGGGAUUAGACGUCAUGGAGGUCAUAGGUCAUGCCAUAGCCCUCCACGGCAGCGACAGUUACCUGGACCAGCCGUGUGUGGACACAAUCAGACGGAUCACACUGUACUCAGACUCUUUGUCCCAACACAAAACCAGCCCAUAUCUCUAUCCUGUGUAUGGACUGGGAGAACUACCACAGGGGUUUGCCAGACUGAGUGCAGAAUACGGAGGAACUUUCCUGCUGAACAGAGCAGUGGACGAGAUUGUGAUGGACAACGGCAAAGUGACAGCGGUGAAGUCAGAGGGGAAGCUGUACAGGUGUAAACAGCUCAUCUGUGAUCCCAGCUAUGUUCCCCAUCACGUUAGGAAAGUGGGCCGAGUCAUCAGGGUCAUCUGUUUAUUAAAUCACCCAGUCAAAAAUACCCACGAGGCCCACUCCUGUCAAAUUAUCAUCCCUCAAACUCAACUCAACAGGAAAUCAGACAUUUACAUAUCUGUAGUGUCCUACGCUCAUAACGUAGCCUCAGAUGGGAUGUACAUCGCAACAGUGAGCACGACUGCAGAGACCAGCGACCCAGAGAAAGAGGUGCAGCCUGGGCUGGAUCUCCUGGAGCCUAUCAUGCAAAAAUUUGUUUCAGUCAGCAACCUGCUAGUUCCCAAGAACGAUGGAAAAAGGAGUCAGGUGUUUGUGUCUUGCUCAUACGACGCUACAAGCCACUUUGAGACUGAAUGUGAAGACAUCAUGGACUUGUACCGGCGAAUCACAGGGGAUGAACUCCUCAGAGGAUCAAAGAGGCACCAGUCAUACACCUCUGAUGACGACUGAUAACGAAGUUCAUCAUUUUUAAUUUGUUUGGUGUGUUUUUAUUUGUCACAUUCUACAAAACCAAAAAAUGUGUUGACAUUAAAGUUUGGAAAUGUU
Messenger RNA from Solea solea (common sole), 1451 nucleotides. RefSeq lists its product as uncharacterized. The transcript is spliced from 11 exons. Gene Ontology annotation, cellular component: cytoplasm. Gene Ontology annotation, molecular function: Rab GDP-dissociation inhibitor activity. The record is from RefSeq and is a predicted model, not a curated record. Lineage: Eukaryota; Metazoa; Chordata; Actinopteri; Pleuronectiformes; Soleidae. Gene Ontology annotation, biological process: small GTPase-mediated signal transduction; protein transport; vesicle-mediated transport. The coding region runs from base 24 to 1355 and encodes 443 amino acids.